AUGGUGAUGGAUGGUAAAACGAUGGAGGCUGGUGUGGUAGCAUCAAUGCCUGAUAUUCGACAAGCAUCUCAAGUAGCACGUGAUAUCUUAUUAAGUACCCAGCAUACAUUACUAGUUGGGCCACUUGCAGCAGAAUUCGCAAAGUCAAGAGGAUAUAAACCAACUUCGUUGGAUACGCUUAAAUCUCAUGAUUUAUGGCUAAAAUGGAAAAACAAUAAUUGCCACCCAAAUUUUCGUAAAUCAUCAGAUUGGAUUCCAGAUCCUAUAAUAUCAUGUAGACCAUAUAGAUGGAACGUUUCUUGUUGUGAAGUUAAUGGUUCCGUCACACACAAUAAUUUGGCUACGAUUUAA
Molecule: messenger RNA, 351 nt
Organism: Schistosoma spindalis
Lineage: Eukaryota; Metazoa; Platyhelminthes; Trematoda; Strigeidida; Schistosomatidae
Source: the annotation of a GenBank genome assembly